Molecule: messenger RNA, 630 nt
Organism: Neurospora crassa OR74A
Lineage: Eukaryota; Fungi; Ascomycota; Sordariomycetes; Sordariales; Sordariaceae
Exons: 5
Coding region: 1-630 (209 amino acids)
Source: RefSeq, a predicted model, not a curated record
AUGAAUAUUUCUAUAGUCCGAAUUAUUCUAAAGUUAAAAGAGUUUACUAAGCUCGACGGGCAAUUCAAAAAUAUUAUUAAAGAUAAGAACGAUAGUAAGGAGGAUAAUAAGGAGGAGGAUAAUAAGGAAGAGGAGGAUAAGGAGGAGGAGGAUAAGGAAGAGGAGGAUAAAGAGGAGGAAGAUAAGGAGGAGGAGAAUAAGGAGGAGGAGGAUAAGGAGGAGGAGGAUAAAGAGGAGGAGGAUAAAGAGGAGGAGGAUAAGGAGGAAGAAAAUAAGGAGGAGGAUAAGGAGGAAGAAGAAAAUAAGGAGGAGGAUAAGGAGGAGGAGGAAAAUAAGGAGGAUACCGCCGCUACCCCUAAAUUGUUCGCUACUACCGCCCCUAAACCAUCCGCCGCCGCCGCCCUUAAGCCAUCCGCCGCCGCCACCCCUAAACCGUCUACUACUAUUACCCUUAAACUAUCCGCCGCUACCCUUAAACCGCCUACCGCCAUACCUAAACUAUCCGCUACUACUACCCUUAAAUUGCCUACCACCGCCCUUAAACCGCUUAUUGCUACCCCUAAACCGCCCGCUACUACCCUCAAACCCCCUAAUACCCUAGGGACUCCGACUAAUACUUCCGAUAUAUAA